Messenger RNA from Olea europaea var. sylvestris, 2842 nucleotides. RefSeq names its product putative late blight resistance protein homolog R1C-3. The transcript has 3 exons. The coding region runs from base 95 to 2536 and encodes 813 amino acids. Gene Ontology annotation, biological process: defense response to other organism. Gene Ontology annotation, molecular function: ADP binding. The record is from RefSeq and is a predicted model, not a curated record. Lineage: Eukaryota; Viridiplantae; Streptophyta; Magnoliopsida; Lamiales; Oleaceae.
UCCAUGAAUACAGUUUCUCUAAAUACACUCGUUCUCAUCAAUCUCUCUGACUCAUUAAUCUCUCUCCGGUCUCUGUCCUAUCCAACAAUACUUGAUGGAACGCUCAAACAUAAUCGGUUACUUUGAUGAAGUGCAUAUUCUAUUCGAUUACGAAAUAGCUCUCUGUUACAAAAAUCUGUCACGUCUACUCACAAGUCCAGAUCUCCUGUUCCAUCUGCAAGAUUUAAAGUUUCAUGGAAGAGAAAAAGUUGUUAGCUUUCAGUGGCUUGGGCCACACUUUUUAACUUUUCUCAAAUGGGCUACUCAGUCGUUGAAAUUUUUUCAUCGAUCCCACGACAGACUCCAUUAUCUUCAUGAUCCGUUGAAGCGUCUUGAUGAUUCAGCCUUCCGUUGCCUCUUAUUCGGAGAAACAGAACAUUACAGAAACUUUACAGAAACCAUUCUCUCUUUCAUGCCACAUAUUAGAGUGUUCCUCACAAUUCAAGGCCUGCUACAAUUGUUUAAUCGUGAAAUCAUACUGAGGGUUAGGGCAAGCUUUAUCGACUUUCUUUUUCAAAGUAUUGGAGAACUGCUUAUUUCCCAAGCAAAUUCCAGUGUUCUUGUGAGUAAUCAAGUCAAAGUUCUUCUAAAGGAACUGAAAUUUCUGCUAACUUUUCUUGCUGAUACAAUACGGCGCAACGAAGCACAGAGUAAUAUUUUCUUGGCAGAAGUUGAUGUUGUAAUUAAUGAAGUAGGACUUUUCUUGCAUUCUUUCUUUUUCACAGCAGAUCCUGUUACCUUGAACAAAAUGGAUCUGGCAAUUUCUGUUCUGUUAGAACGGAUUGAAAUUGUGAAAGUGAAGAUCAAAGAUUACCGUAUUGCUGUCUCAUGGAAGCUGAAUCGUGGAAUUGGAAGCCUAAAAGUUGCAGAAAGUCUGAGUGAAGUAUCAUUGUCCCAAAAUAAAAGCAUUUCCACGGUAGAAGAGAUGAUUGUGGGCUUGGAGGACAUGACAACACAAACUGCAAGCAAGCUCCUUGGAGGACCAAACUAUCGCCACAUUAUUUCCAUCGUUGGAAUGGGUGGACUUGGCAAGACUACUUUAGCAAAGAAUAUAUACUUUCAUUCCAAUGUUCGGUACCAUUUUGACAAGCUCUCUUGGUGUGUUGUUUCUCAAACAUAUAAAAAGAGAAAGCUGUUGAUUGAAAUUUUGAGUUCCAUAAGUAACCUUAGCAGAGACAGCACUUCAAAGUUGGAAGAUGAAGACUUGGCCGAAUCUGUUUACAAAAGUUUAAAGGGUACAAGAUAUCUUAUUGUUUUUGACGAUCUAUGGGAUAAAGAAGCAUGGGAUGAUUUGAAAAAGUUUUUUCCAGAGGACAGAAAUGGAAGCAGAGUAUUGUUCACUAGCCGACUAAAACAUGUGGCACUGGAAAUUUCACAUGUUAUCAUUGAACUUCCUCCCUUGUCACCAGGUGAAAGUUGGAAUUUGUUAGAGCAGAAUAUGUUCAAGAAAGAACGUUGUCCUCAAGAACUGCAACGUAUUGGGAAGCAAAUUGCAACAAAUUGCAAUGGACUCCCGCUUUCAAUCAUCACGAUAUCUGGAGUUCUUUCAAACAUGGAGAAGAAAGAAAGCCUAUGGCAGAAAGUGGCAAAAAGUUUAAGUUUUUUCAUUUCCCAAAGAGCCGACGACUACAUUCCAACAUUGAAACUUAGCUACAUGCAUUUACCAAAUCACUUGAAACCAUGUUUCCUCUAUCUCAGUGCAUUCCAGGAAGACGAGGAAAUUCCAAUUCGGAAGAUAUUAUUACUGUGGAUAGCCGAAGGACUUGUAGAGAAAAAGGAGCACAAGAGCCUAGAAGAUGUAGCAGAGGAGUAUAUAAUGGAACUCAUUAACAGGAGUCUGUUGCAAGUUUCCAAAAGAGGAUCUGACAAUGGAGUGAAAUCUUUGAUUAUUCACGAUCUAAUACUGGAAACGUGCUGCAAAAUGGCCCUAGAAGACGAAACAUUUCUGCUUCAACAAUGCAGAUUUUCAGGCAAGUGUUUUCCAAAUCUCAACUUUCUUUCUCAGCUUGAAUCACUCGCAAUGCAUGGAAGUAGGAUCAGCAGUUAUUACUCAAUGUCUAACUUUCCUGGGAAUAUCAAAAAGCUUACUCUUUCUGAAAUAGGUUUACCAUGGGAAAAUAUGUCAUUAAUUGGGACAUUGCCUAACCUAGAGAUUUUGAAAUUAGAAAGUGGAGCCUGUGAAGGAGAAAAUUGGGUCACCAAUGAUGAUGAGUUCCAAAAACUCAAAUUCCUUAGAUUACGUCACCUACGUCUUAAACAAUGGAAGUCCUCUUCCGAACAUUUCCCUGUACUUGAACGAUUGGUGUUGCACUCUUGCAUAAUUUUGGAGAUGAUUCCUUUUGAAUUUAGGGAUAUUCUAACACUACAAAAGAUUGAGAUAGAUCGUUGUCACGAAAAUGUAGAAAAGUCAGCUUCGGAAAUUUUUGAAGAACAAUUGGAUUGUGGUAACGAAGAGUUUGUUGUAAUCAUCAAUAGUGUUCGAUUGUUUCGAUUGUAAAGAGAGCCUCAAUUGUACAAUGAUCAGGAAAUUUCUUGAUAGCGCACACCUACAUGGUGAGAAGAUACAAAAAUUAUUCGGCUCCACAUCAAUAGCUAGUUGUUGUUAUUCAUAAUAUCUUCUUUGUUGUUAACGCGAAGUAACGACAACUUAUUUGCUAGUAAAAUUAAAUAAUGGCCCAAAUAACUAUAUAUCAUGUUUAAUUUGACAAGUAGUUGGAUCUAGAUCUUUGCCUCAAACUUUCUGACUUGUAAUUUUCUUCUACUUAUUUUUUUUCAUGUACUUCUUUAAUAAUGUUAUUUUUCA